Orycteropus afer afer is the source of this 975-nucleotide messenger RNA. RefSeq names its product solute carrier family 25 member 22 (gene SLC25A22). The transcript is spliced from 9 exons. Gene Ontology annotation, biological process: L-glutamate transmembrane transport; aspartate transmembrane transport; malate-aspartate shuttle. Bases 1 to 975 code for a protein of 324 amino acids. The record is from RefSeq and is a predicted model, not a curated record. Gene Ontology annotation, molecular function: L-aspartate transmembrane transporter activity; L-glutamate transmembrane transporter activity. NCBI's taxonomy places the organism in Eukaryota, Metazoa, Chordata, Mammalia, Tubulidentata, Orycteropodidae.
AUGGCCGAGGAGAAGCCCAUCAGUCUGCCAGCCAAGCUCAUCAAUGGCGGCAUCGCUGGGCUGAUUGGGGUCACCUGCGUGUUCCCCAUCGACCUGGCCAAGACGAGGCUGCAGAACCAGCAGAAUGGCCAGCGCAUGUACAGGAGCAUGUCGGACUGCCUCAUCAAGACCAUCCGGUCCGAGGGUUACUUCGGCAUGUACCGUGGAGCUGCCGUGAACCUAACGCUCGUCACCCCAGAGAAGGCUAUCAAGCUGGCAGCCAAUGACUUCUUCCGUUACCAGCUCUCCAAGGAUGGGGAGAAGCUGACGCUGCUGAAGGAGAUGCUGGCUGGCUGUGGGGCGGGCACCUGCCAGGUGAUUGUGACGACCCCCAUGGAGAUGCUGAAGAUUCAGCUGCAAGAUGCUGGCCGCAUAGCGGCCCAGAGGAAGAUCCUGGCCACCCAGGCCCAGCUCCCGGCCCACGGUGGGGCCCAGCCCAUGGCGGAGGCUCCUGUAGCUCCCCGGCCCACUGCCACCCAGCUGACUCGGGACCUGCUCCGGACCCGAGGCAUCGCCGGCCUCUACAAGGGACUGGGGGCCACGCUGCUCAGGGACGUCCCUUUCUCCAUUGUGUAUUUCCCACUCUUCGCCAACCUGAACCAGCUGGGCCAGCCAUCGUCCGGGGAGAAGGCCCCAUUCUAUGUGUCCUUCCUGGCUGGGUGUGUGGCUGGGAGUACAGCCGCUGUGGCCGUCAAUCCCUUUGACGUGGUGAAGACACGCCUCCAGUCCCUUCAGCGUGGGGCCAACGAGGACACCUAUUCGGGGUUCCUGGACUGUGCCAGGAAGAUCCUGCAGCACGAGGGUCCCUCGGCCUUCCUGAAGGGUGCCUACUGCCGCGCCCUGGUCAUCGCCCCGCUGUUCGGCAUUGCCCAGGUGGUCUACUUUCUGGGCAUCGCUGAGUCCCUGCUGGGGCUGCUGCAGGGGCCCCAGGCCUGA